Messenger RNA from Budorcas taxicolor (takin), 4040 nucleotides. RefSeq names its product MON1 homolog B, secretory trafficking associated (gene MON1B). The transcript has 5 exons. Gene Ontology annotation, biological process: vesicle-mediated transport; protein targeting to vacuole. NCBI's taxonomy places the organism in Eukaryota, Metazoa, Chordata, Mammalia, Artiodactyla, Bovidae. The coding region runs from base 246 to 1892 and encodes 548 amino acids. The record is from RefSeq and is a predicted model, not a curated record.
GAUGCAGAGUUAAAACAGGUGUUUGUAUAUCUUUAUUUGCUGAGGCUUGGCAGAGCCUUCCUUUGCGGGAAGUGUUGGAGGUUGCAAGUAUGUGGUCGUGUUUUUGAAUGUUUCAUCCUGUUGAAACGCCAGGAGAGAACGAGCCCCAGGAGUGUGUGCAAGGAGGCCGGGCUGAGUAAAAGCUUUUAAGAAGUUUCUUUUGCUGCGGGUCGCCCUCCAUCCCACCCCCCCACAGGGAUGUGCAGAUGGAGGCCGGAGGAGACACUACUGCCCCAGUCGCUGGGGAUGCGGAGGACUUGGAGGAGAUGCGGUUCCCCAGUGAGGAGGCUGAAGACGGUGGAGGGGUUCACAAGGACUUACCCGAUCCUGGAGAUGCAAGCUUGGAGAAAGCAGGAUCCAAGGCCAAGGACCAGUCACCUAGCCUGCUGCUCCAGUCAGAGGCUCCAUCAUGCACCUAUGGGCUCUGGAGCCCCGCGGCCUCCGAGGGCAGUCCUCUGGGCGGCCCUGAGAUUGGCUCGGGGGGCCCGGGCGGGGACCCGAGUGACGAGGACUGGCGCAGCAAGCGGAAGCACGUGUUUGUGCUGAGUGAGGCCGGCAAGCCCAUCUACUCGCGGUACGGCAGCGUGGAAGCCCUGUCGACCACCAUGGGCGUGAUGACAGCGCUGGUGUCCUUCGUGCAGAGUGCAGGAGACGCUAUUCGCGCCAUCUAUGCUGAGGACCACAAGCUGGUGUUCCUACAGCAGGGCCCGCUGCUGCUGGUGGCCGUGUCAAGGACUCCUCAGUCAGCCGCCCAGCUGCGUGGGGAGCUGCUGGCCGUGCACGCCCAGAUCGUGAGCACCCUGACGCGCGCCAGCGUGGCUCGUAUCUUUGCGCGCAAGCAGAACUAUGAUCUCCGCCGCCUGCUGGCCGGCUCGGAGCGCACCCUGGACCGACUUCUGGACAGUGUGGAGCGGGACCCGGGGGCCCUCCUGCUGGGCGCCGUGCGCUGUGUGCCUCUGGCUCGCCCACUGCGGGAUGCGCUGGGCGCGCUGCUCCGACGCUGCACAGCGCCCGGCCUGGCCCUCUCGGUGCUGGCGGUGGGCGGUCGCCUGGUGACAGCCGCCCAGGAGCGGACGGUGCUGGCCGAGUGCCGGCUGGACCCUGCCGACCUGCAGUUGCUGCUGGACUGGGUAGGGGCACCGGCCUUUGCGGCAGGCGAGGCCUGGGCACCCGUGUGUCUCCCCCGCUUCAAUCCUGAUGGUUUCUUCUACGCCUACGUGGCCCGCCUGGACGCCAUGCCCGUCUGCCUGCUGCUGCUGGGCACCGACCCCGAGGCCUUCCAUGACAUGGCCACCUGCCGGCGCCUGGUCGACGAGGGCAUGCACUCGCUCGGAGCCAUGCGUGCCCUCAGGGAAGCUGCCAGCUUCUCAAAUGCUGCAUCGGCCAGUGCCUCAGCCUACAGGGUGCAGGCUGUGGGCGCUCCUGGCCUCCGGCACUUCCUCUAUAAGCCGCUGGACAUCCCUGACCAUCACCGCCAGCUGCCCCAGUUUACCAGCCCUGAGCUGGAGGCCCCCUACAGCAGAGAGGAGGAGCGACAGCGCCUGUCUGACCUGUACCACCGCCUGCACGCCCGGCUGCACAGCACCUCCCGGCCGCUGCGCCUCAUCUACCACGUGGCUGAGAAGGAGACCCUUCUGGCCUGGGUGACCUCCAAAUUUGAGCUGUAUACCUGCCUCAGCCCCCUGGUGACCAAGGCAGGUGCCAUCCUCGCAGUGACCAAACUCCUGCGUUGGGUGAAGAAAGAGGAGGAUCGGCUCUUCAUUCGUUACCCACCCAAGUACUCCACACCCCCAGCAGCCCCAGCGGCUUCUACGGACCAAGCUUCCCACAAUGGCUUGUUUGCUGGCCCUUGAGAGGCAGACCUUCCAGACUGGGCAGUGUUGAGAACCACCACCUUGGGCUUUUACCUUCUGUCUUCACCCUGGAAAUGGCGCAGGGUUGGGGGGUUGGUGGUGGUAGUAUGUCUGUGUGUGUCCAGUCGCUCAGUCAAGUCCAAUUCUUUUGCAACCCCUCAGACUGUAGCCUGCAAGGCUCCUCUGUCCAUGUAGUUUCCCAGGCAAGAAUACUGGGGUGGGUUGCCAUGUCCUGUGGCUGGUCCCAGUCUCCCUGGGCAGUGCAGCAGGAUCUGGGGAGCUGCUCACCAAAGACACAUGGGUGGCAGGGUGAUUGCACACAGGUGAGCAGGCUGCCUACCCAGUCCCCUCAUGCCCCUCCACCUCUGGGAAAAUCCUUAAGACUCCCUCUUCCCCUCCCUCUGCCUUCACUUUCUCCACUUGGAUGGUGUUCCAGCCUCUGUCAGGGACCGUCUCCACGCUCGCUCCUGCGACAGGGGCCUGGCUUCUCCCUGGGAUCUCAGCCCAGAGUGUCUAGGGCUGGCCAAGGUCUCCCUUGGUGGCCCACGGCAGUUUUGGAAUUGGAAAUGUAGGACCAAGUCUGUGCCCUGAAACGGCCUGAGGAUAUUUUUAAACAAAAGAGAACUGCACAUAAAAGGCCUAAAACUGAUAUCCACAAGGACAUUUCCUUUGCCCUUCAUGUGCUUCAUCUUUACCCAGUAUAAAAUGCCCCCAUCAGUGCUGGCUGCUGCUAAUAUUAAUAAGAAGGUGACCUCCAGCGUCCACCUGCCUAUGUAACCCAGGGCAAAGUACCCGACUUCACACAGUGACUGAAAUCCAAAAUUUUUACACAGAUCCACUUAGCUUCCAUGGCCCAUUCUGUUCAUUCGUGACCGCUCAUAGGCUGUUAAAUGAGGAUUUGUGAAAGGGGACUGCACCACUUGUGCACCACCACACAGCACCUGCACAGUUGUCCGACUCACAAACCGCACGACCCAAGCAAAGAUGAGACAGAGAGCGAGGCCUGCCUGUAAUUUCUACGUGUGUGUGCAACACUCAACACCCCAACAACCAAGACCCUAGUCCUGCCUCAGGUUUCGCUAAGCUGGAGCUUGGAGGCUCGUGCUGCACGUGUACGUGCUAACUGUCGCUCAGAGAUCUCUGGGUGGUCCACUUCGGUGAGCUGAUCGCCCAUCGCUCUUCACCCUGGUCAACUGAUGCGCAGAGACGCACCGGACACGUGCACGCUGUACCGCCUUUCUGCCGUCGCGUGUUUUUGUUUAACCAAUCACCAAAGCGCACGCGUAUCAGCUGCGUGCUGGAAAAUGGCGGGGAAGCUGGAGCCUCGGGAAGUGAAGUCGCCGGAAGUCGUGGAGGAUGGUGAACGUAGUGAAGGCAAGGGGCCUCUGGCAUCCAGGGUCGAAGGGAGGGAACCUUCGUCCCCUUGCCCUAGUGCAGUGGGUAGUCACUCGGUCGUAUCCGAGUCUGCAACCCCAUGGACUGUAGCCCUCCAGACUCCUUCGUUCAGGGGAUUUCUUGGCAAGAAUUCUGGAGUGGGUUGUCUUUAAGGGAUCUUCCCAACCCAGGGAAGAAACGGAUCUGCAUUGCAGGUGAAUGCUUUGCCGUCUGAGCCACCAGGGAAGCCCUUUGUCUCCUUACAAUAAUGAAAUACUGGUACCAGUACUAAAAAAAAAAAAAAAAUUAUACACUGCUGUCCAACAAAGCGGAGAUAAAAACAUGUAUAAUUCUCAGCAUCUAGAUUAACUUGUCAAUUUUUUUGGUUAUACGUGAGUUAAAUAGAAUACCUCAGUAUUCAUCUUUUCAAACAAUAAAGGGGUGGAUCUCACAAAACCCACUCAACUGCUGCCACAUCUAAGAAAACUUAACAGUAAUUCCAAUACCGUCAUUUCACACCCUCCCAGCACAUGCCACACUUUGCAUGGACUCUUAAAUAUUAAUCGUGGAUGGCCACUCUCAAGAGAGCUUCUUUUCUCCCGGCAUUUUGUUAAUACUGACGCCCCCUACCCCAGUGAGAGGAAAGACAGAAUUGUUCUAGAGGGAGCUGGAAAUUGCAGUCUAGGCAAAAGAGGAAAAUUGUCGAAGACAAUGAUCCCCCGCUAUGCCACUAGCACUUUUUUUUUCAACUAUAAAAAUUUUCAAAAUGUACUU